Xyrauchen texanus (razorback sucker) is the source of this 1629-nucleotide messenger RNA. Its product is annotated as WD repeat-containing protein 18. Gene Ontology annotation, molecular function: protein binding. Gene Ontology annotation, cellular component: nuclear pre-replicative complex. The transcript has 10 exons. Lineage: Eukaryota; Metazoa; Chordata; Actinopteri; Cypriniformes; Catostomidae. The record is from RefSeq and is a predicted model, not a curated record. Bases 1 to 1296 code for a protein of 431 amino acids. Gene Ontology annotation, biological process: DNA-templated DNA replication; rRNA processing.
AUGUCGGCGCCCAUGGAGGUGGUUCUGUCCGCGGAUUCAGCUGGGCAACUGUGGAACUGCGCUGUUUUCGACCCUCAUUUGGGGACAAAUCUUUUGUCCUAUCGAGGGGGUAAUACUUCCUCCAGGACUUUAACUGUGCUGAACGGGGAAUACAUAUUAGGAGCUCAACUCGGCAAGAACUUCAUAAACGUGUGGGAGAUCCAGAGAAAGGACCAACUACAGCAGAAGAUUGUGUGUCCUGGGGUUGUUACCUGUCUGUGUGCCUCUCCUAAUGGUCUUUAUGUACUGGCAGGCAUUGCUGAAGCUGUAUACCUGUGGGAGGUGUCAACGGGAAAUUUGCUAGCCAUUUUACGUCGUCAUUAUCAGGACGUGAGCUGCAUCCGUUUCACAGAUGACAGCAGUCAUUUUGUGUCAGGAGGGAAAGACAAUUUGGCUCUCAUAUGGAAUCUGUACAGUGUUGUUCAACUGGAAUCGUCCCGCACGCCAGAACCUCGUCAUAUAUUGAACCGCCACUCUCUCCCCAUCACCGACAUCCACUGCGGCCUGAUGGGACCACAGGCUCGUGUCGCAUCGGCAUCCCUGGACCAGACCGUGAAGGUUUGGGAAAUUUCCUCUGGGGAGAUGCUCCUCUCCAUCCUCUUUGAUGUUGGUAUCAUGUCAGUGACCUUUGACCCAUGCGAGUAUUUCCUGUUCUGUGGAGGGAGUGACGGCAAUAUUUUUCUGGUGUCUCUCUGCAGCACGAGUUUAAGCCGAGAUAAAGCCUUCCAGUCGGACAACAACGGCAAUCAGGUGUUCAAAGGACACAGAAAUCUGGUGACGUGCCUGUCUGUGUCCAUGGACGGCACCCUGCUGCUCUCUGGCUCCAAUGACGAGACUGUCAGGAUGUGGGACAUUCAAAGCAAGCAGUGCAUACGCUCCAUCAACCACAAAGGUCCUGUUACCAAUGCUGUCAUCAUACCAGCACCUGCCAAUAUGUUCCUUCCUGACAGCCGUCCUGCCAUCCCGCUGCCACGAUUCAGUCGUCACCUGAACCCCUCAGAGCAAGGAGAUGGCACAGGGACUGGAGGCGUGUGUCUGAGACUUGGAGCCAACACACAGGAGCUGGAGGGGACGUAUUUGGAGAAAGCAGAUGAGCUCCACUCUCUAAUGUGUGCUGUCACAGACAAGAGUGUGUUUGGUGAUGGGGAGAACACUAAGGUGCGAGUGUCUGAGCUGGAGGAAGAGGUGAGGACCUUAAAGAAGAUCAAUAAAGACCUGUACGAGUUCUCCACUCAGCUUCUGACCAAACCCAACUAGAAAAACUCAUCUGCAGAGGGUCUCCGAGAACAACUGUCAAUACGAGAAAGACAGGAGAGAAUAAUGCAUAAAACUAAUGAAAAUCUUAGAACUAGACCGAAAAAGAGCCAAAAAUCCAAUUUGUGACCCAAGGGCAAGUUUUUCUUUAGCAUCAAUCUCAACACAAAUCCAACAUAAAUUCAGAGGUGUAUUUGGUGAUAUUUUGACAUUGUGACAUUUACUUGUUGUAUUAAUGUAGACCUAUAAAAUGAGUCUGAACUUGAAGUGCUUGCUGUUUUUUGUUUUUUUUAUAUAUAACAUUUGGAGAAAAAAAAAAAACAUAAUAAAAAAAAA